GCGAGUAACACCUCGCUUUCAUCGGCUUACUUAAUACGGAACUUGGAUAUUUCCUUCUAGCCGGAUUUCAUUCGAGGAGGGAACGAUGCUACCGAACAACUUCAAGGAUCGCGCGAAGAUGGCUUUCAACUAUGCUGAUGUGGACUGCAAAGGAUCUUUGACCAAACGGCAGUAUAAAAUAGCCAUGACGGCUGUUUUCGGAUGUCGGCCGGACAAAACAGAAGUGAGGCAAGCGUUUCAAUCUACCGAAAGAAUUUCGUACGAACUAUUUGAGCUGUGGGUGUCUAAGAAAUGCAUCGCGAACGAUUCGCAAGUCAACGCGGAAGUACUGUUCGCUUUAUUGGAUAGAGAUUACAAGGGUUACCUGGUAUUGGAGGACUUCUAUUCGGCGAGUAAGGCUGUGGAUUUGAAGGUAUAUUCGCCGGUAUGGCAAAUGGUGUUCAAGGAACUGGAUCGUCAAAGAAAGGGACGUCUUGGUUUCGACGAGUUCUUAUGUAUAUUGCCAGCAGCAUACGAAUGUACAACGAGGUAGAC
Molecule: messenger RNA, 534 nt
Organism: Ceratina calcarata
Lineage: Eukaryota; Metazoa; Arthropoda; Insecta; Hymenoptera; Apidae
Product: EF-hand calcium-binding domain-containing protein 11
Exons: 4
Coding region: 86-532 (148 amino acids)
Molecular function (GO): calcium ion binding
Source: RefSeq, a predicted model, not a curated record